This is a messenger RNA of Malassezia restricta, 1230 nucleotides long. Its product is annotated as 26S proteasome regulatory subunit T3. Gene Ontology annotation, molecular function: ATP binding; ATP hydrolysis activity; proteasome-activating activity. The record is from RefSeq and is a predicted model, not a curated record. The transcript has a single exon. Gene Ontology annotation, cellular component: proteasome regulatory particle, base subcomplex. Bases 1 to 1230 code for a protein of 409 amino acids. Gene Ontology annotation, biological process: proteasome-mediated ubiquitin-dependent protein catabolic process. NCBI's taxonomy places the organism in Eukaryota, Fungi, Basidiomycota, Malasseziomycetes, Malasseziales, Malasseziaceae.
AUGGAAGAAAUUGGCAUAGUACCUGCUGACACACAUGCUUCGAGUUCCAACUCGCGCGGAUCCUUUAGCGCUUCAAAGCCAAAGGAUGUGUACUAUCACUACAAGAAGCUUCAGCAACAGCUCGAAUUCCUCACCACAAUGGAAGAAUACGUGAAAGAUGAACAGCGCAACCUGAAACGCGAACUUGUUCGUGCUCAGGAAGAAGUUAAGCGCAUUCAGUCUGUGCCUCUCGUGAUCGGUCAAUUCCUUGAACCAAUUGAUCAGACAACAGGUAUCGUUGGCUCAACAACUGGCUCCAACUAUGUGGUGCGCAUCUUGUCCACGAUCGACCGCGAGUUGCUCCGUCCCGGUAGCAGUGUGGCUCUUCACCGCCACUCCAACUCGCUCGUGGAAGUGCUGCCACCAGAGUCAGACUCGAGCAUUGUUAUGAUGAGCCAGUCUGAACGACCCACUGAAACCUACCAGGACAUUGGCGGUUUGGACGUCCAAAAGCAGGAGAUUCGCGAAGCCGUCGAGCUUCCGCUUGUGCAGGCUGACUUAUACCACCAGAUUGGUAUUGAUCCGCCUCAAGGUGUUCUCUUGUACGGUCCACCAGGAACAGGAAAAACCAUGCUUGUCAAGGCCGUGGCUAACGCCACGACGGCCUCGUUCAUUCGUGUGGUUGGUUCCGAGUUCGUGCAAAAGUAUCUCGGUGAAGGACCCCGUAUGGUGCGUGAUGUAUUCCGUUUAGCACGUGAAAAUGCACCGUCGAUUAUUUUCAUCGACGAGAUUGAUGCCAUUGCAACCAAGCGAUUCGAUGCUCAGACGGGUGCCGAUCGCGAAGUGCAGCGUAUUCUUCUGGAACUUUUAACCCAAAUGGACGGUUUCGAUCAGGGAAGCAAUGUCAAGGUCAUUAUGGCCACGAACCGUGCCGAUACUCUCGAUCCAGCCUUGCUUCGUCCUGGUCGUCUGGAUCGCAAGAUCGAGUUCCCUCUGCCCAACAGACGCGAAAAGCGUUUGAUUUUCCAAACUAUAUGUGGUCGCAUGAACCUCAGCCCGGAUGUGGAUCUCGAGGACUAUGUGAGUCGGCCUGAUAAACUCUCUUGUGCUGAAAUUGCCUCUGUGUGCCAGGCUGCAGGUCUACAGGCUGUGCGCAAAAACCGCUACGUUGUACUGCCUGGUGACUUUGAUGAAGCUUUCAAGCAAAUCUCCAAGAAGGGUGAUGACAAUAGGCUCGAUUUCUACCAGUAG